Cyprinus carpio (common carp) is the source of this 3378-nucleotide messenger RNA. It is a transcript of the gene fbxl20, whose product is annotated as F-box and leucine-rich repeat protein 20. NCBI's taxonomy places the organism in Eukaryota, Metazoa, Chordata, Actinopteri, Cypriniformes, Cyprinidae. The record is from RefSeq and is a predicted model, not a curated record. Gene Ontology annotation, cellular component: SCF ubiquitin ligase complex. Gene Ontology annotation, molecular function: protein binding. Gene Ontology annotation, biological process: SCF-dependent proteasomal ubiquitin-dependent protein catabolic process.
AAACUGCUAAAGGGAGGGGGUGGUCCGCAACACAACAGGAGAUCAGCUUGAAUCGUUCAUACUUCAACCACUGGGGCUCUUCUGCAUCCUCGCCGUGCAAACACGCGAUGAAAUCAAGCGAAAACACGGCAUGAGCUCGCCAGAAACCAGCGGCACCGACACAUCUGCCACCUUUCAAUAACCGGACGCUCUUUUCCUCUCCGGUUCACCGACUCUGUAGUGUUCGGGAUGGGUAAGGAGGUGAACGGCGUCUCUCGGAGUCGCUUUGAGAUGUUCUCCAAUAAUGACGAGGCUGUUAUCAACAAGAAGCUGCCGAAGGAGCUGUUGUUACGAAUUUUCUCAUUUCUGGAUGUAGUCACACUUUGCCGCUGCGCCCAAGUCUCACGAUCUUGGAACCUGUUAGCCCUGGAUGGCAGUAACUGGCAGCGCAUUGACCUCUUUGACUUCCAGAGAGACAUUGAGGGCCGUGUGGUGGAGAACAUCUCAAAACGGUGUGGAGGCUUCCUGAGGAAGUUAAGUCUUAGAGGAUGUCUUGGAGUUGGAGACAGCGCUCUCAGAACUUUUGCCCAGAACUGCAGAAAUAUUGAGCUGCUCAGUCUCAAUGGCUGCACCAAGAUCACUGACAGUACCUGUAACAGCUUGAGUAAAUUUUGUCCUAAACUGAAGCACUUGGAUCUUGCCUCCUGCACCUCAAUCACAAACCUGUCCCUCAAAGCUCUGAGCGAGGGCUGUCCGUUGCUAGAGCAGCUGAACAUCUCGUGGUGUGAUCAGGUGACCAAAGACGGCAUACAAGCGCUAGUGAGAUGUUGUCCAGGACUCAAAGGCCUGUUCCUCAAGGGCUGCACACAGUUGGAUGAUGAAGCACUUCAGCAUAUUGGAGCACAUUGUCCAGAGCUGGUCACACUCAAUUUGCAGACGUGUUCACAGAUCACAGAUCAAGGUCUCAUAACCAUCUGUCGCGGGUGCCAUCGGCUGCAGUCUUUAUGUGUGUCGGGCUGUGCAAACAUCACAGAUGCGAUUCUCAAUGCCUUGGGCCAAAACUGCCCUCGCCUCAGAAUAUUAGAGGUGGCUCGCUGCUCUCAGCUUACAGAUGUAGGCUUCACCUCAUUAGCACGGAAUUGCCAUGAACUAGAAAAGAUGGAUUUAGAAGAGUGUGUACAGAUUACAGAUGGGACGCUCAUCCAGCUAUCUAUACACUGCCCUCGACUCCAGGUCCUGAGUUUGUCUCACUGUGAGCUCAUCACUGAUGAUGGCAUCAGACAGCUGGGAAGCGGACCCUGCGCUCACGACCGUCUGGAGGUGAUCGAGCUGGACAACUGCCCGCUCAUUACAGACGCUUCAUUAGAACAUCUAAAGACCUGCCACAGCCUGGACCGCAUCGAGCUGUACGACUGUCAACAGAUCACCCGCGCCGGCAUCAAACGCUUGAGGACUCACUUGCCCAACAUUAAAGUUCACGCCUACUUUGCACCCGUGACUCCGCCUCCAUCGGUGGGCGGAAGCCGCCAGAGAUUCUGUCGCUGCUGUAUCCUUCUAUGAUGUAAAAUGGACUGUGUGUCUUGACCUCUAAGCCCCUGAGCACAUGCUGGUGGGUCCCCGGUCAGAUCGGAUGGGCGUGACGGAGAGACAUACCCGACACCCAGUCAUGAGCUUUAAUCAACACUACAGUCCAUUCAAUGGCUUUAAACAAGACUUGUUUGGUAAUUAAAGUGAACAACUUGGGGAAUGUGCUACUUGGUUCAUCAAAAACUAUUUGGAGAAGAGAACAAUGGGGCCUUUAUGAAAAAUAGAAGGCCAGUACUCAAAACGUCACUGAUGUUCUUUGUUUUUGGAUGGACCACCUCAAUUUGAUUUGAGAUCAUGGUAAGCAGGAGACGUUCAUACAUACGGUAACCAGCUCAUGGAUUCAUGCCUCAUCUAUAACACAUGGUAACGGUGGUCUGUAACCUGUGAGCCCCUGAGGAGCCCAGCUUUGAGCACACAUUCAUACACAUCGCUCACGAUGCACACACAAUCUGUCUUUCUUUCUGUCUGUGUUGCUCUCAGUGGCUUUGUUAAACUUAGAGCAGAGACUGAAUUUUUUUUGAAGCAUGAUUGUCUUCCAAGUCUUGCUUUAUCGGUUUCACCUGAAAAUCUCUUCAGAAGGGGUCAGAGUUUCAGCUGGCGGGUGGAGAUGCAGGGCAGACGUGAGGUUAACCAUUUAGGCUGUAAGUAAAUAAGGCUAGAAGAAAACGGGAAUUAUAUUGUGCUGAUGAGCGAGUGUCAUGCAUGAGAUUACAGCAUCACCACGCAGAGUAUUUGAAGUGUGUGUAUGUGUGUGUGAAAAUCUGUCAUUCAUGAUGAUGGAGAGAACGGCAGUGGGCUUCAUUCAUGAAACGAACAGUAUGAUUUUCUCUCUUAAAUCCAUUAGUUCACCUUCGGGCACUGUGGGCCUGUGGUCUCUAAGAAAAUAAAUGGUUUUACACAGAAAUGAAUUUGUUCUUGUGUUUCAUGAAUGAGGCCUGAUGUGUCUUUCCCAUCUACGCUGAUUGUUCUUCAUCCAUAAAAACAAAGCAAGCAAAAAAGAAAUCAACUGUAAGCAUGCACUUUAUAAUCAAUGCGCUCGUGAAUCAUCCACUGGCUUGUGAAGUACAUAAACAUAUUGAUUUGUGCACAGAUGUCCCCCGAUUAUGAAAACAAUCAAAAGCGUUUGUUUUAAAAUGUUUUGUUUGUUUGUACUUGUUUUCGUCAUGACUGUGGUCUUUCAGUUUAGUCUCUGUUUUGAGUCGGUGUCCCUGUGAUGCCACUUGUGAAAAUGUUAGUGUCCUCUUUUUCUUUUUGUGAAUUUCUGUAGGUAAGCAUUAGAUAAUGUCCUUAUUGAAAGGAGCUGCAGUAUAUGUAGAAUAUUUCAACAGGGCUUUAUGGAAGUUUGUGGAUGAGCUGGAGGUGAAGUGGUGGCCUAUAUGGCCUUUUGUGGCAUAAAAACAUUGUAUGUUUCAGAUAAUGAUGAAUGAUGAAACUUGCAGUUACAUAAAGCCACUUUUACAUUUAUUUAUAUUCAGUUUCUCUGAAAAAUACUCACACUCGUACACUUUAGACAGCGAGGACAGCGGCUGGGAUGACUGUAGUGAUGUGACACAUUUUCUUUCUGGCACACUUUAGAGGAAAGUAUUUCAGCAGAUCAGAGUCAUAUAUGCAAUAAAAAUCUGUUUUUGAAAUAGGUUUCCUGUAUGUUGUUAUAGUGUGAGACUUGUAGAUGUUAUCAGGUGCUUUGUCUUUUUUGGUGAUGUUCUUUCAGGUUUAUUCUACCCCUAUUCUUCUUAUUCUUUGUUUAUUUCUGAGGGUUUUGCUCUUCACUUUGUCUGCGUCACAUAAAACGCAUCCUCAUUUGCAAUCAGA